This is a messenger RNA of Phoenix dactylifera (date palm), 1241 nucleotides long. RefSeq names its product ER lumen protein-retaining receptor A-like. Gene Ontology annotation, cellular component: membrane. Lineage: Eukaryota; Viridiplantae; Streptophyta; Magnoliopsida; Arecales; Arecaceae. Gene Ontology annotation, biological process: protein retention in ER lumen. The record is from RefSeq and is a predicted model, not a curated record. Gene Ontology annotation, molecular function: ER lumen protein retrieval receptor activity.
ACAUUCGCCACGCCACGUCAUCUGUCCUUGGCCCCCGCUCCGCGUCACGUUUCUUCCCUGCUCUCCAUUACCCAAAUCCAAACCCUUAACCCUCUUCUCCCCCCUUUCUCCCGCCUUAAUCUGCUACCGUCUCUCCCAUUUCCCUGCUAAACCCCACCCGGUUCACAGCGAAGAAUCUAGAGUUUCCCUAGUUAUUCGCCACCAUGAAUAUUUUCCGGCUGGCCGGCGACAUGACCCAUCUCUUCAGCGUCCUCGUCCUCCUCCUCAAGAUCUACGCCACCAAAUCUUGCUCAGGGAUCUCGCUUAAGACGCAGGAGCUGUACGCUUUGGUGUUCUUGACUCGGUACUUGGAUCUGCUCACGGAUUUCAUCUCGGUGUACAACUCUGUGAUGAAGGUUGUGUUCAUCUCGACCUCGAUUGCCAUCGUGUGGUGCAUGAAGUACCAUCCCCUGAUGCGGCGGACUUAUGACAAGGAUCAGGACACCUUCCGGCACUACAUUCUUGUCGGCGGGAGCUUUAUCGUGGCGCUGUUCUUCCAUGAUCGAUUCACAUUUCGAGAGGUGUUCUGGGCAUUCUCCAUAUACUUAGAGGCAGUGGCAAUCCUUCCUCAGUUAGUUUUGCUGCAGAGAAGCAGAAAUGUGGAUAAUUUGACUGGACAAUAUGUUUUCUUUCUUGGGGCUUACCGUGCAUUUUACCUCCUCAACUGGAUAUAUCGUUAUUUCAGAGAGGAUCAUUACAGUCAUUGGAUACCUUGGAUCGCCGGUCUUGUUCAGACAGCUCUCUAUGCUGAUUUCUUCUACUACUACUUUGUAAGUUGGAAAAAUAAUGCAAAGCUUCAGCUCCCUGCUUGAGCUACUUCCUGUGCAUAUCAUAUUCUGCAUGCUGCUGCACGCUCGGUAAUCCUAAAUCUGUUGGACUACUAAGUGAGUUCUAAGCUGAAUGAUGUGGUCAAAUAUGGAAGAGAAAUUUGUGGGAAGAAGUUAUGACCCCGUUCCCCAUUACUGCACGAAUACUCAAUGCCAUUGGGGAUUAUAGGCGUUUUAGUUACGAUAGCUUUUUUUUCUUGCUCUUUGUUCUUAUAUGUGAAAGCUAACGAUUUACUAAUUUCAGGGAGAGAGUGCCAAUCUGUAUGUAAUCAGAAUAUAAAUGUGGUCAUUUACAAGUAACAAAGCUUUUGUUCUAGUCGGGAGGAAUCCUCGGGAAUGCAUGGCACUGGGAUUGCUAUUUAUCAUUUUCAGCAA